Molecule: messenger RNA, 1109 nt
Organism: Homo sapiens (human)
Lineage: Eukaryota; Metazoa; Chordata; Mammalia; Primates; Hominidae
Gene: SH3BGR
Product: SH3 domain binding glutamate rich protein
Exons: 7
Coding region: 128-658 (176 amino acids)
Cellular component (GO): nucleus
Source: RefSeq, marked validated
AGUGGACCCCUGGGCUGCUGCCAGCCCCGACCUGGCACUUGCUUGCCUGUGUCACUGUCAGGAUUUGUCUAGCGGCGCAUUCCCUGACAGGGGUGUGUUGGGGGGAGUCCUCUUUCCAACUGUCGAAAUGGUUAUCAAAGUGUUUGUUGCUACAUCUUCUGGGUCCAUAGCGAUUAGGAAGAAACAGCAAGAAGUAGUGGGUUUUUUGGAAGCGAAUAAAAUCGACUUUAAGGAAUUAGAUAUUGCUGGAGAUGAAGACAACAGGAGGUGGAUGAGAGAGAAUGUUCCUGGAGAGAAAAAACCUCAAAAUGGGAUUCCUUUGCCUCCCCAGAUCUUCAAUGAGGAGCAGUACUGUGGGGAUUUUGACUCUUUCUUCUCUGCAAAAGAAGAGAAUAUUAUUUAUUCCUUCCUUGGUUUGGCUCCUCCUCCAGACUCAAAGGGAUCAGAGAAGGCUGAAGAAGGUGGAGAAACUGAGGCACAAAAAGAGGGCAGUGAAGAUGUGGGCAACCUCCCUGAAGCCCAGGAGAAGAAUGAAGAAGAAGGAGAGACAGCCACAGAAGAGACGGAAGAAAUAGCCAUGGAGGGUGCGGAAGGGGAAGCCGAGGAGGAGGAAGAAACUGCAGAAGGAGAAGAGCCUGGAGAAGACGAAGAUUCCUAGGCCUUUUCAUGCUUCAUUUCUUCCACUUCUCCAGAAAAUGGAAGCUAUGAAGCAACAUUUCAAAUGUCUCUCCACAAACCAAACUCAACAGAAUACUUUGGCUUGAAGCCGGCACACCCAGGGUUACUGAGGACUUAUGCUGCCUGACCUGGUUAGAUGUACAUGGAGGUAUCUCCCGAAUCAUACAAAAUUAAAUGUGAAGACCGUUUAUGCAUACCUUCAUGUGCCUGACAGUCUUGGCUUUUGAAGAUUUUUUUUUCUUUUUUGCUCUGCAUAGCUAGACCAUCUUAUUAAUAAUACUCUGAAAAAAAUGAUUUCAAGGCAUGGAAGUUCUCUGUGAUACAACAAUAGUAUUUCUUCAAAUGCGCCUUAUGCUACUUAUCUCAGAAACAGGUUUUAAAAUGAAGUGCUUUCCAGAGAACCAUCAUAUAAAUAAAGAUUAAUAGAAAAA